This is a messenger RNA of Danio rerio (zebrafish), 2352 nucleotides long. RefSeq names its product DEAD (Asp-Glu-Ala-Asp) box polypeptide 23 (gene ddx23). Gene Ontology annotation, cellular component: nucleus. Gene Ontology annotation, biological process: mRNA splicing, via spliceosome. The record is from RefSeq and is marked provisional. NCBI's taxonomy places the organism in Eukaryota, Metazoa, Chordata, Actinopteri, Cypriniformes, Danionidae. Gene Ontology annotation, molecular function: hydrolase activity; nucleic acid binding; ATP binding.
AGGAGCGUUAUCUUGGUGGGAUGAAGAAGCGGCGGCGUACACGCCAUCUCAACGACAGGAAGUUUGUCUUUGAGUGGGAUGCGUCUGAAGACACAUCAAUCGACUACAAUCCAAUCUAUAAAGAAAAGCAUCAGGUUCAUCUGUACGGACGAGGCUUCAUCGCUGGCAUCGAUCUCAAGCAGCAAAAGAGAGAUCAGUCUCGAUUCUAUGGAGACCUGAUGGAGAAGAGGAGGACUAAUGAAGAGAAGGAGCAAGAGGAACAGAGGUUGAAGAAGGUGAGAAAGAAGGAGGCCAAGCAGCGCUGGGACGACCGGCACUGGUCUCAGAAGAAGCUGGAUGAGAUGACCGACAGAGACUGGAGAAUCUUCAGAGAGGAUUACAGCAUCACAACCAAAGGAGGGAAGAUCCCCAACCCUAUCCGCAACUGGAAGGAGUAUUCACUGCCCCCACACAUUCUGGAGGUCAUCGAAAAGUGUGGAUAUAAGGAUCCCACACCCAUCCAGAGGCAGGCCAUUCCUAUUGGUUUACAGAACCGUGACAUCAUCGGUGUGGCUGAGACUGGUAGCGGUAAAACCGCCGCCUUCCUCAUUCCCUUACUGGUCUGGAUCACCACUCUACCCAAGAUUGACAGGAUUGAGGACUCUGAUCAGGGACCAUACGCCAUUAUUCUGGCUCCGACUCGUGAGCUGGCGCAGCAGAUCGAGGAGGAGACUAUUAAAUUCGGCAAACCGCUAGGCAUCCGAACUGUAGCUGUGAUCGGUGGAAUAUCCAGAGAGGAUCAGGGCUUCAGACUUAGGAUGGGUUGUGAGAUUGUCAUAGCAACACCUGGUCGUUUGAUCGACGUGUUGGAGAACCGAUACCUCGUCCUGAGCAGAUGCACAUAUGUGGUACUGGAUGAAGCCGACAGAAUGAUUGACAUGGGCUUCGAACCCGACGUCCAGAAGAUUCUGGAGUACAUUCCUGUGACCAAUCAGAAACCAGACACAGAUGACGCAGAGGACCCUGAAAAGAUGAUGCAGAACUUUGAGUCCGGCAAACACAAAUACAGACAGACGGUCAUGUUUACGGCUACUAUGCCUCCUGCAGUGGAGCGUCUGGCCAGAAGUUACCUCCGUCGGCCGGCGGUGGUGUACAUCGGCUCUGCAGGCAAACCCCACGAGAGGGUGGAGCAGAAGGUCAUCCUCAUGUCCGAGGGUGAAAAGAGGAAGAAGCUUCUGGAAGUUUUGGCAAGUGGCUUCGAGCCGCCCAUCAUCAUCUUCGUUAACCAAAAGAAGGGUUGCGAUGUGCUUGCUAAAUCUCUGGAGAAGAUGGGAUACAAUGCUUGCACACUUCACGGUGGUAAAGGUCAGGAACAGAGAGAGUUCGCUCUUUCCAACCUGAAGGCCGGAGCCAAAGACAUCCUGGUGGCCACAGAUGUGGCAGGCAGAGGAAUCGACAUUCAGGACGUCUCGAUGGUCUUAAACUACGACAUGGCCAAGAACAUCGAGGACUAUAUCCAUCGUAUUGGCCGAACGGGUCGUGCUGGAAAGAGUGGUGUGGCGAUGACCUUCCUGACCAAAGAGGACUCGUCUGUGUUCUACGACCUGAAACAGGCCAUCUUAGAGAGCCCAGUGUCCACCUGCCCGCCAGAGCUGGCAAAUCACCCAGAUGCUCAGCACAAGCCUGGCACCAUCCUCACCAAGAAGAGGAGAGAGGAGACCAUCUUUGCUUGAUCCGCGUUAUUUACACACAUUACUUGUUUUCAUUUGUACAUGUUGUGACAUUUGUGCUGUUUUACUGCUCCAGAUUUUCUAUAUCCAAGUUUAUCAGAAAAAAACAGUAAACCAUGAGAUCGUACAUUACACUUUUCUUGACAGAUAAACCAGGGGCCUGUUCCAUGGAUUAGCUGGCUAUCCAGUUAAAUGUAUUAAGUUUGCACCAAUUUUGAGUUUUAGGCAACGUGAAGGCAGCUUGACUUCAGUCAUUUUGUUGACGUGUUAUUAUGGAGCAGCUGAUAUGAGAUGAGCUACCAUAAACCCAGAAUUGGUGCAAACUAAACUGAAACUUAAUUGGCUUGCCAGUUAUUCCGGCUUUAUGGUGCAACCCCAAGAUGUAGAUGUCUGUGAUAAAACUGUAGUAGAGAGAAAUCAAUCCCUUGGUUUUGUUAAGAUGGACAGAUAGUCAAAUGUUAAACUGUAGAACAGCCCAUCUCUUUUCUUUUUUUUUUUUACACAGGAGAUAUAAUGUUUGUGAUUUUUAAAUUGUGUAAAACCAAUACCAAUUCAAGAAUGCAUCUGUAGAUACUGCAUUUCAGUCAGAGGAUGAGUAAAAAUGUUCAUUCGGUAUGGAUUAUUAAUAAAGUCCUUAGACUGA